AUGUCAAUGGGUAGAGGAAUGGAAAGACGCCGAGAUGCGGGAGAUCGUGGGACAGGUUCUGAAGAUGGCGCGCCGCAGCCAUUGGUCGUGGACAGGCAGCUGAGGGUGUGGAGGGCGCGGCAGGAGAUGGGGGAGCAGAUGGUAGCGGCGGCGGCGGCGGCGGUGGACUAUGUGGUCAAUGAGCUUAAUGAUCCGCAGGCGGAGCCUGAAUGGGAGGGGGUGCAGCUGACACCAGAGCGGGAGCGGGGACUGGACCUGGUGUUUGAGCUGAAGCUGGAGCUGGAACAAGAACGGGAACGGGAGGAGGAGUGGGAGCGGGAAUGGGAGCGGGAGCGGGAGAAAGAGCGGGAGUGGGAGUGGGAGUGGGAGAGGGAGAGCAGAGGCACGUCCGUGCGUGUAUUUUGGCAAAGGUGGGUGCCGGAGUGGGAGCAGGAGCGGAGGCGGGAGCGAGAGCUGGAGUGGGAGCGGGAGUAUAGGCCAGAGUGGGAGUUGAAGCUAAACGCACCUGAGGAGCGUGAAGGAGCAUCUGGAGCAGGAGUUAACGCAGGCAGAACCAGAUCGGCAGCACAGUUCGAAGAGGGUGCUGGAACAGGUGCUGUGCAAACAGGCUCGGUUGAAGGAGCCGAGGCACAAGUACCGGGAACUGAAGCAGCGGCUGAAGCACCUGAGCGAGGAGGAGGCGACGCUGCAGGCGAAUCUGGAGAAGGCGGCACAAUAAGACCUGGAGACGGCGAGGACUGGGAGGUUAUUCCGACUCGGGCCGCAAGGCAUUCCGGAUCCGGACAAGGACGUGAAGCUCUGCUGGACGUCAUACUCCGCAACCACACCACAUUCCACGCCCAAUCGCCAUAUCUCGACGCACUCCUAGUUUUCGCUUCGCUAUUCUCUGUCAUCCUCGCCGUCCUCCUCAUAGACAAGCACCAAGGGUUGCAAGAGGACCUGCUCUUGGAGAUCCUCCAUCGUCUCGCUGCCAGCCUGCUUGGCCUGAAUUCUCCUCGUCGUGCUCACCAAACCACUAGGCCGGCAAUGGACGCUAGCUCAGCGAAGAACAGCCUAGGCAAAGGCUAUAUUUUCGGCCCCCAGACACCUGCGUCGCAGAUACACGCAAGUCAAGCGUAA
This is a messenger RNA of Cyclocybe aegerita, 1119 nucleotides long. The record is from the annotation of a GenBank genome assembly. NCBI's taxonomy places the organism in Eukaryota, Fungi, Basidiomycota, Agaricomycetes, Agaricales, Hemipholiotaceae.